GGCACUGGUGACUCCUCACUUAGAGUAUUAUGAGCAGAUUUGGUUGCCAUAUUUAAGAAAGGACGUGCUGACAUUGGAGAGGUUCAGAGAACAUUCCAGGGAUGAAAAACUUAUCAUGUGAGGAGCAAUUGAUGCCACUGGGCCUUUCAACAUUAUGUGCCGUGUUGUACAAUGUAGAUAAUCUUGUGACCAUGGUUGUUUUUGGCAGGUUACUGGUGCCUUAAAACCAGUCACUUCGGGCAGAUGGGCUCGUCAGCUGUGGUUGGCAGCUCAUCUGGGAGAAGGAAAUCUCUGAUCUCAAACUUCACUGCCUUGCGCUAAACACACUCAUGGGGAAGGCUUCGGGAGUAAACCAUGAGAAAUAAUCCAGAAAUGCUUGUUUUGAAUUUAACGCUGACUAGCAACUUCUGCGAUGCACUGAUGCCACAUUGUAUCGGUGGUUUCUUUUGAUUCAUCAGCUGCAUGGAGAGGGGGAGCCUGCUGCAUGGGCAACAGCUUGCUCUCCGUAUCGUACUGCCCUGGCUUGCGUAUAAAAAUAGACAACUAGACAAUAUCCAUGGUCGAUCCCAACCAACGGAGAGCCUUAGGAAAGGUAUGAAUGAUUUCUCUUUAAUUGCAGGUGUGAUUUGUAAUCAGGCCAAAUGUUAAGAAGGUGGGGGUUGAGGAGGGGAAGGAGCGCUAGCUAGAGGGUGAGAGGUGAAGCUAGGUGAGUGGAGGGGGGAGAAAAGUGAGAAGCUGGGAGGUAAUAGGUGGAAAACGUAAAGGGCUGAAGAAGGAAUUUGAUAGGUAAGGAGAGUGUACCAUGGGACAAAGGGAAGGAGGAGGAGCACCAGGGACAGGUGAUAUGUAGGGUAAGAGAUGAGCCAGAGUGGGAAUGGAAGAAAAGGGAAGGUGGAGCGGGGUUCACCAGAUGUUAGAGAAAUCGACAUUCAUGCCAUCAGGUUGGAGGCUACGCAGUCAGAAUAUGAGGUGUUGCUCCUUCAACCUGAGAGUGGCCUCAUCAUGGCAGUAGAGGAAGCCAUGGACCAACAUGUUGGAAUGGGGAUUGGAAUUAAAAUGGUUGGCCACUGGGAAAUCCUGCUUGUUGCAGAUGGAACAAAGGUGCUUGACAGAGCAGUACCCCAGUCUAUGUCAGGUCUCACCAGUGCGGAGAAGGAUGCAGGGUCCCCUCCCAAACAAUACAUCAGCCCCUAAUGGCUGCAUGGGGAAAAGCAGUCACCCACCUCUUUAGAGAAUGUGGAUUUGCUCUGAGAUAUGGAGAUAGAUGCAAGGACUGUGUCCCAUUCAUCCACAGCAGCUGGUUCAUUGAACUUAGAACGUAGGGCAUUACAGGCCCUUCGACCCACAAUGUUGUGCCGACCAUUAACCUACUCUAGAAACUGCCUGAAGUUACCCUACCACAUAGUCCUCUACUUUUCUAAGCUCCAUGUACCUAUCUAAGAGUCUCUUAAAAGACCUUAUUGUAUCCACCUCUACAACCAUUGCUGGUGGUGCAUUUCAUGCACCCACCACACUCCUUAUGAAAAACUUACCACUAACAUCCCCUCUGUACCUACUUUCAAGCACCUUAAAACUAUGUCCCUCAUUUUAGCUAUUUCAGGCCUUGGCAAAAGCCUCUGGCUAUCCACACGAUCAAUGCCUCUCAUCAUCUUAUAUACCUCUAACAGGUCACCUCUUAUCCAAGGAGAAAAGGCCGUUGACUCAACCUAUUCUCAUAAGGCACUCUCUCCAAUCCAGGUGUUUGUAAAAUGUAUGAAGAGCAUUUGAAGCGAAUGAAUCCAAACAGCCCAUCAAUCACAUAUGAUAUAAGCCAGCUCUUUGAUUUCAUCGAUGAUUUGGCUGACCUCAGUUGCCUUGUAUAUCGAGCAGAUACUCAGACAUACCAACCCUACAACAAGGACUGGAUCAAGGAGAAAAUCUAUGUCCUGCUGCGGAGACAAGCCCAGCAAUCAGGAAAGAGAGGAAGACCAAAACAUAUGAGUCAGAGAGGCUACCUCAGAGUGACAUCUGUCACAAAAUUGGAUGUAUAUAAAAAACCAAGGGAAGCGAGGUCCCUAAGAUGGAAGUCAAUGAAAAUCCUUGUGCAGAAUUACAUUCAAGAUGAACCCAUUGUGGACUGACGUUAAUAUCCACAUCUUGUGUCCAAAAUAUUAAAUAUCAAAUAUUAAUUGCCCAAUAAUAAAAUCUUAAAUUCAGCAGUGCCAGGCCACAAUUCUUUGGAUUUCUGCAAGUAUUUUUUACUUAGCCUCAGAUUUUUAUUUUGCUGUAUAUAUGAUGAAAUUUUAGAAUCAAUAGUAUCAAAAAAGGAUUUAGGAAUAAAGAUUGGUACCGCUUGGAAAAGAUAUAAAAAUUUAGGUAACAUCAUCAUUUUAAUAGCAUUGAUUCAACCAAUCAAUGAUAUAGAUAGUAAGGACCAUUUAGUAAGCAAUUGUUUAACCUGGUCUAUUAAAGGUGAAAAAUUGAUGUUAAAUAAAUCCUUAUGUUUUUUAGUAAUCUUAACAUCUAGAUAAGCAAAAUAAUCUGUAACCAAUCUAAAUGGUUAACAUCUAUAAAUUGGAACUUGCAUAUUUAAAGGGAAAAGUUCACUCUUAUUAAGAUUCAGUUUAUAACCAGAAAAGUCACUAAACUGAGCAAGCAAGGAUAUAACAGCAGGAAUGGAUUUCUCAGGGUUCGAAAUAUAUAACAAAUCAUCUGCAUAUAAUAAUAACUUGUGUAUCACAUUUCCAUGGGAAAUGCCAAAUAUAGAAGGUGAGUCACGAAUAGCAAUAGCUAAUGGUUCCAGGGCAAUAUCAAA
Hypanus sabinus (Atlantic stingray) is the source of this 2794-nucleotide messenger RNA. RefSeq names its product enhancer of rudimentary homolog. The coding region runs from base 1749 to 2120 and encodes 123 amino acids. NCBI's taxonomy places the organism in Eukaryota, Metazoa, Chordata, Chondrichthyes, Myliobatiformes, Dasyatidae. The record is from RefSeq and is a predicted model, not a curated record. The transcript is spliced from 5 exons.